AUGGCUGUCCGAUCCCUGGUGCCUCAUGAGGUGCCUGACGAUGUGCCUCACGCAUCCUCUCGUAGUCAGCACAGGGCGAGAGAGCAGCAGCGUGUCAGUGCUGAUCCGGUGGGCGGCGCACCAGAUUCCUUGACAGAUUCUGUCUGCAGGAUGGGCUACUUCCCAUGUGGAAAUCUUACCGUAUGCCUUCCACGUGCGUUUCACUGUGACGGUGUAAAAGACUGUGAGAAUGGGGCUGAUGAAGAUUACUGUGGAGACAACAAUGGAUGGGCAAAUAUGUUUGAUGAAGUGCAUGGGAAAGCAAAUGAAGUCAUGGAGCCCCAAGAAUGCUGUCUCUCCCAGUUUCCAGACAUUUGUGAGUGCAAAGACACAGAGCUGGAGUGUGUAGAGGCCAAUUUACAAGCAGUACCGCAAGUGUCAAGCAAUGUAACACUUUUAUCCCUCAAAGGAAACCGAAUACGUAGGCUACCAGAUAAUGCUUUCCUGGGAUACAAAGAUUUGGCAAAACUAUUCCUUCAAUACAACUGCUUGAGUAAUAUAUCACAGAAAGCUUUCUAUGGAUUGUAUCAUCUUCAGAAACUAUAUCUCAGCAACAACUGUAUAAGGUACCUGCAGCAAGGGGUCUUUGCGCACUUGCAUGAAUUAAGAUGGCUAAUCCUUGAUGAAAACCCCAUUGUAAAAGUCAGCCAAGAGCUCUUCACUGGGUUAGAGUCAUUGUUUUUCUUAUCAAUGAUAAACAACUCACUGGAAGCCCUUCCUGAAAAGCUAUGUGCCCAGAUGCCAUUCAUUAAUUGGAUGGAUUUUGAAGGAAAUAACAUCAGAGGACUUAGUAAUACCAGUUUUGUAACCUGUGAUGAGCUCACUGUUCUGUUCUUACGUGGGAACCAGAUCAGCUUAGUGACAGAAAACAUAUUUUCAUCUUUAAGAAGCUUAGCAGAAAUAGAUUUGUCCAAUAAUCUAAUCACAGAAGUGCCACUCUCCAGCUUUAAGGAACUUAAAGAUUUGCAAAAACUUAAUCUCAGUUGUAAUCCAUUAUCACUUCAUACUGAACAGUUUGAAACACUACCACAUCUUCAAUCACUUGCACUGGAAAACAUCGAAAUUCCGAAUAUAAGCACAAGAAUGUUCCAGCCAAUGAAGAAUCUGACCCACAUAUAUUUUAAAAAAUUUAGAUAUUGUUCUUAUGCACCUCACGUGCGAGUAUGUACACCACUUACAGACGGUAUCUCAUCAUUUGAAAACCUCCUGGCCAACACCAUCCUCCGGGUCUUUGUCUGGGUGAUAGCCUGCAUUACCUGCUUUGGGAACAUCUUCGUCAUUGGAAUGCGAUCAUUUAUUCAGUCGGAAAACAAGACUCACACUAUGUCCAUAAAGAUCUUGUGCUGUACAUCCUGAUUAAUGGGUAUCUAUCUAUUUUUCAUUGGAGUGUUUGAUGUUAAGUACCGUGGGCAGUAUAAAAAGUAUGCCCUGCUAUGGAUGGAAAGCCUACAAUGUAGAAGCCUUGGAUUUCUAGCCAUGCUGUCCACAGAAGUAUCUGUUCUUCUUCUGACUUAUUUGACAUUGGAGAAGUACCUAGCUAUUGUAUUUCCAUUCAGCAACAUUCGUCCAGGCAAACGCCAGACACUCAUAACUUUGAUGUCGAUAUGGGUCAUUGGAUUUAUAAUUGCUGUAAUUCCAUUCUGGAAUGAAGACUUUUUUGGAAACUACUAUGGAAAAAAUGGGGUUUGUUUCCCUUUGUAUCCUGAUCAAACAGAAGAGGCUGGGGGCAAGGGAUAUUCUUUGGGAAUAUUUCUAGGUGUUAACCUGGUGGCCUUUAUUAUUAUAGUCUUCUCCUAUGUCAGCAUGUUCUGCUCCAUACAGAAGACAGCUCUGCAGACCUCGGAAAUAAAGAGUCACAUUCACAUGGAUGUCGCUGUUGCCAACAGAUUUUUUUUCAUAGUGUUUUCAGAUGCCGUGUGUUGGAUUCCUGUGUUUCUUCUGAAGAUUCUUUCCCUGUUCAGGGUAGAAAUCCCAGGCACUGUAACUUCUUGGAUUGUGAUAUUCAUUUUGCCGAUUAACAGUGCCCUGAACCCUAUCCUGUACACAUUAACUACGAGCUUCUUCAAAGAGAAACUUAAACAGCUGCUACACAGGCAGCGCAGGAGAUCCAUAUUCAGGAACGAUCGGAAGAGUUUGUCCACAUCGCUGGUCUGGAACGAUGAGUCCAUGGUCCAAAAUUCCACCCUUAAACUUGGCUUCUUACAUAAAAAGUCUUCUGGGGAAACAAUCAUCAAGACAACAUGAUACACAGAGAAACUUGACUGGAUUAUGCCUC
Messenger RNA from Nanorana parkeri, 2314 nucleotides. It is a transcript of the gene RXFP2, whose product is annotated as relaxin/insulin like family peptide receptor 2. Gene Ontology annotation, cellular component: membrane. The record is from RefSeq and is a predicted model, not a curated record. Lineage: Eukaryota; Metazoa; Chordata; Amphibia; Anura; Dicroglossidae. Gene Ontology annotation, molecular function: protein binding; G protein-coupled receptor activity. The transcript is spliced from 18 exons. Gene Ontology annotation, biological process: G protein-coupled receptor signaling pathway.